AUAUUUGAGCUGAAAGAGUUAGGCUACAUCCUUGCUGCACCUUGCUUUACCUGUAGUGGCUCAGUGAUCGAAUCGAAUAUGCAACUGCGUUUUGAAGAUUUUCGUUUCUUUUACUUUUGUUGUUGUUCUUGUUGAUCGAUUGGAUAGCCUACUUUAACACGGAUUAUCACAUAAACAUGAAAUUGUCUACACUCUACAGGACACACGACAAUGAUGGUUUAUAACCCCUCACAGAUGUCGGAAAAUAUGUCUUCAAAAAGUGACAUUCAUUUUUAGUCGAAUAAACGAGCUUUUGCUCGAAUGGAGACGGAUCUUCCAACACUUCUGUCACCUUCACAUCAGAUAUGAAUGACAAUUGUACUAACAUCUCCACAGUCAUGUUUGACCAGCUUGUGCAGAACACAAGCUGUGAAUCCCCGCUGUGCAACAGAAGCGCAGUGCCAGAUCACUUUCUCCGGUUGCCUACUUUUUCCACUGCAGCCAAAAUCAGAGUGAUAACUACCUUUACUUUGUGCGCGGUGUCGGCAGUCUGUAAUCUCGCCGUGCUGUGGGAGGCUAGUACCAACAACAAGCGGAGGUCUCAUGUACGAAUCCUCAUUAUAAAUCUUACUGUGGCGGAUCUGCUGGUGACAUUCAUCGUGAUGCCUGUCGACGCAGUGUGGAACAUCACUGUCCAGUGGCUGGCUGGGGACGUGGCCUGUCGGUUCCUCAUGUUCAUGAAACUUGUCGCAAUGUACUCCUGCGCCUUUGUCACUGUUGUCAUCAGCCUCGACCGACAAUCUGCCAUCCUGAACCCACUGGCUAUCAGUGAGGCCAAGAGGAAGAACAAAAUCAUGUUGAUCAUUGCGUGGACCAUGAGUGUGAUUCUGUCUAUCCCACAGAUGUUCAUCUUUCACAGCGUCACCAUCACCUUCCCGGCAAACUUCACACAGUGUACAACCCGGGGCAGCUUCCUCCAACACUGGGAGGAAACUCUCUACAACAUGUUCACGUUUGUGUGUCUCUUCCUCCUUCCCCUGGUCAUCAUGAUUGUCUGCUACACACGCAUCCUGCGGGAAAUAUGGCGAAUAGCAAAAGGAAACAUGUCCUCCAAAGAGGUUAAUCUCCGGCGUUCCAACAACUACAUCCCAAAGGCGCGCAUGAGAGCGUUAAAGAUGAGCAUUGUCAUCGUGACCUCUUUCAUCGUCUGCUGGACGCCGUACUAUCUACUGGGCCUAUGGUACUGGUUCUUCCCUGACGACUUGGAGGAGACCGUGUCCCACUCAAUGACUCACAUCCUCUUCAUAUUCGGCCUAUUCAACGCUUGCUUGGACCCAAUCACAUACGGCUUGUUCACAAUCCACUUCCGCAAGAGACUGAAGCGAUAUUGCCAUGAAGCGGUGGCGCUGAAUGAGUCUGAUAACAACUCAAUGAUGACCGGCUCGUUUAAGUGCUCACCAUCGCCUUUCCGCAUGAAGAAGCUCGCUCAGAACAGUCAGACUGGCAGCCGACCUCAGAGCAUAGAGCGUCAACAGUGCAAGACACAGGAACCACCUAACAAUUGUCUCACUGCAGACACAGACCUAGGAGAUCCAAACUGUUGAAGUCCAGAGAGUGGGAUAUGAUGAAUGCGACCUUGGCCCUUUCGUUUGAGGAGAAACAAUCUCCGAGAAUAUUUUCAUACAUAUUUAGUGUUGUGUCCUAGACUGUGGAAAAUGGAAUAACUGGGAUAAACUGAGUAUGAUCAAAUUGUCCAAAUUGACUAUUGUUAUUCAAAAAAUGGAUCAGGCUGCUUUUUGUAAAAAAGAGAAUGUAAGCAUUGCUACUGUUGUCGUUAGUGUCAGUAUGCUUCAAGCAUGGACGGAUUAUGAACUUUCAGGCCCCUGGGCCCAGAUGUAUUAAGAGCCCCCCACUAAU
Messenger RNA from Alosa alosa (allis shad), 1896 nucleotides. It is a transcript of the gene gnrhr4, whose product is annotated as gonadotropin releasing hormone receptor 4. Bases 345 to 1583 code for a protein of 412 amino acids. NCBI's taxonomy places the organism in Eukaryota, Metazoa, Chordata, Actinopteri, Clupeiformes, Clupeidae. Gene Ontology annotation, biological process: G protein-coupled receptor signaling pathway. The record is from RefSeq and is a predicted model, not a curated record. Gene Ontology annotation, molecular function: peptide binding; gonadotropin-releasing hormone receptor activity. The transcript is spliced from 4 exons. Gene Ontology annotation, cellular component: membrane.